Messenger RNA from Musa acuminata AAA Group (dessert banana), 393 nucleotides. Its product is annotated as RING-H2 finger protein ATL70-like. The record is from RefSeq and is a predicted model, not a curated record. The transcript has a single exon. Bases 1 to 393 code for a protein of 130 amino acids. Lineage: Eukaryota; Viridiplantae; Streptophyta; Magnoliopsida; Zingiberales; Musaceae.
AUGGAGCAGAGGAUUGCCCUCGGCUACGGCCUUCUCAUUUGCCUCGUGGUCCUGGUGAGCGCAUAUCUGUGGUACAUCUAUUCGCUCCUACAAAGAAACGUGCCCACGAACGUCCGGUUCGACCCUGGAGAGGCGGCGUCGUCCGACGUUGAGGCCGGCAUCGAUCAGGCAACGCUAGAGUGCUACCCGAAGAUGGCGUACUCGCAGGCCAAGCUGGAGAAGGGCACCACCGCAACCUGUUGUUCCAUAUGCUUGGGUGACUACAGGGACGCCGACGUGCUGCAGAUGCUGCCACAGUGCGGGCACCACUUCCACGUUGACUGCAUCAACCGGUGGCUGACGUCGCACGCGUCCUGCCCCAAUUGUCGCUCUUUGCCGGCGCCUGGUUCGUGA